AUGGAUGAUCGUUCGGCUAAAAUGGAAUACCCUUACACAGUGCCGAAUAACAAUGUCAUCAAUAGAAUAACAGAUGAGGAAGCUGCACGUAUGGGCAGCCGGAUGGCGGUAGGAACUAAAGGGAAUGGUAGAAUACACUUAAGGAAAGCAGCUGGAAGUGUAUGGAACGACCCGACGCUAGAUGAUUGGCCAGAGAAUGACUUUCGAAUUUUUUGUGGUGAUUUAGGCAAUGACGUGACGGAUGAUGUACUGGCCAAUGCAUUUAAAAAGUAUCCGACUUUCCAGAGGGCACGUGUUAUCAGGGACCGGAACUCAGGCAAAAGCAAGGGAUACGGUUUUGUUUCUAUGAUGAGUGCUGAAGACAUGUUAGCGGCGUUGAACGAAAUGAACAACAAAUUUGUAGGUAAUCGUCCUAUUCGUGUGAUGCGUAGCAAAUGGAGAGAUAGAGAUAUAGACUCAACCAAGAAUAGGCAGGCGGCAGCUGUGUAUCAGAUGGCCGCUGAAAAUUCAAAGACUUUGCGUAAGUUUAAGAAGCUAGGGAAAGCGGUAACCGGUGGCAAGAAGGCUAAUUUGGUUUACGAACCCAAAACGUUCAAAAGGAACAAGAUCUACCUCAGCACUGGUGUGGCUAACCGAUUCGACAACAGGUCACGUGUGUCCCACGACCACUUGCUCGAUAACAUAUGA
Messenger RNA from Babesia bigemina, 687 nucleotides. Its product is annotated as RNA recognition motif (RRM)-containing protein, putative. The transcript has a single exon. The coding region runs from base 1 to 687 and encodes 228 amino acids. The record is from RefSeq and is a predicted model, not a curated record. NCBI's taxonomy places the organism in Eukaryota, Apicomplexa, Aconoidasida, Piroplasmida, Babesiidae. Gene Ontology annotation, molecular function: mRNA binding.